AAUACGACUUCUACAAAACACGACAAUAUAAAAUGCCAAAUAAUAUUUAUAAAGAUGCAAGAACUAUAUUUAUUUUAUGUAAAAUUGUUGGAAUAACAAGUCUCAAAAAUAUCUUUUCAGGAAAGCUAGUGUUCAAGUGGGGCAUACACUGUACUGGACCAAUUAUCUCCUUCUUUAUUCACUGUUACACUAUGCACUGGAGUGUAAAUGCAAAUCCAACACCACCAAAUUCACGGUAUUGGUUUUAUUUUGUUACAGUAAAAGAAUUCAGCAGAAUGAUAUCAAUAUUACACUCGGACAAACAUAUUCCUUCUAUUAUUGAAAAUAUUUAUAAAUUUGAUUUGGAGUACAUACCACUAGAUAACCAACCAUGUAAAAAACCAAAAUAUUUUCUAAAAAUAUAUUUUAUUUUAAGUAUCAUUGUACAUACAUGUAAUGUUCUUGAAGUAAUAAUAAAUGGAUUUUCAAUGAUAACCUUAACGAAAAUUUUAUCAAAGUGCGUGACAUUGAUGUUCCCCAUACCGUAUUUCUUCUUGUGCCAUGAAUUAUGUGUACGAUUUCAAUCGUUAAAAUUGCGAUGGCAAACCAAGAUGGCUGAAAUUUUUAAAGCAAACAUUACAGAUAUUGUAUACCAAAAUAUGGAAUUGGAGCGAUUGGCUCAUGCAAAACUUUGUGACUUAGUAGACAAUAUACGUUUAGCAUUUGGAUUCCAAAUAACAACAUUCUUGUUUUUUAUUUUCCUCGAACACUUGGGACGUUUUUAUUUUCAUAUUUACAUGUUACCUGCGUUCGUUGCCAAUCACCCUUAUAUAUCGGAGAGCUUUUUGGACAUACUACAACCAUACAUGUUUUUAAUAAACACCUGGAUCUGUAUUUACUUGAUUGCGUACAUGUCUGAUCUACUAACUGAAUCAAGUAAAUCAAUAAUAUCAGAUUUAAGAAACAUACCUAUAUGGAAAUUGCCUCAUUUUUGUAAUGAACAGGUAGAAAUAUUUCUGUCACAAGUAAAAAAUUCGAACACUGAAAUUACGGCAUCUGGACUUUUUGUGAUAAAUAAAACCCUCUUGUCUUCAAUAGUAAUGUCAUUAGCAACAUACAUCAUAGUCCUGAUACAACUAUCACAAGAUAUUGGAAAAGUUCUUACUUAACCCUAAUAUUGCUAAUAUGCUGAAAAUUUUUAACUAUAAGAGAUCUAAUUUAUAAAAUUAAUGUUCUUAAUUAUUUUUAAAUAACAGAAUAAAACAAAAGUAGUUCUUUAAUCAUAUCCAAAUACUGAAAUGUCAUA
This is a messenger RNA of Daktulosphaira vitifoliae (grape phylloxera), 1285 nucleotides long. RefSeq lists its product as uncharacterized. Gene Ontology annotation, cellular component: membrane; dendrite; axon. NCBI's taxonomy places the organism in Eukaryota, Metazoa, Arthropoda, Insecta, Hemiptera, Phylloxeridae. Gene Ontology annotation, biological process: sensory perception of taste. The record is from RefSeq and is a predicted model, not a curated record. The transcript has 6 exons. Bases 33 to 1148 code for a protein of 371 amino acids.